GCACAUUACUUUAAUAAGCAUUUUCUUUUUAUAAUGGAAGAUCCAAAUGAUUUAUUUUUUGAAGAACCUGCAGUAGAAAAUCCACCAGAUAUUUCUGAACCUGUUGCAUCACAGCAUGAGCAACCUCCAGGAAACGAAUUGGAAGACAUACCGCUUGCUACGAAAAAGAAAAGGAAUUUAAAGCCUGUGCCAAAACUUGAUGUAAGUCGAUUAAUGGGUCCCCGUGGGCUGCCUUGUCUUAAUGCUGAAUUUGAAAAUGUAACGUUUCGAGGAAACGGUUACGAAGUAGAAGACUUGGAUUUAUUGAUGUCACAUCUUGAGCAUUGGGCACACAGACUCUAUCCUAGGAUGACAUUCGAUGAUUGUUUGGAGAAAGUGGAAAAACUAGGCCAUAAGAAGGAAAUUCAAACAUGUAUGAAAAAGUUGAGAAUGGAUAUGCCACUUCUGGAUUCAGACCAGCAAACAACAGUAAUUACGGAAGAUGGCCCACAGGGCAACAAUUCUGAAGAUGAAGAUUUAAAUUUUGACAAGGUCAUUGGAGAUAUCCCAUCAGGAUGAAGGGGCAAUAAAGACUAAAUGUCUCACAAAAUGAGUACUCUUAUUUAGAUGGUGCAUAAUCAAUGAAUCUGGAAAGAGAUGGAUAGAAUUGACAAUGGCAAAAAUCAUAGGUUUUUAUGAUCAAUCAUAUUGUCCUACCACACAGAAAAAUUACAUCUAUUUCAUGAGUGGCCAAGCUGUAUUCAUCUGCGAUCAACUGAUUGUCACACAU
Messenger RNA from Styela clava, 769 nucleotides. Its product is annotated as TIMELESS-interacting protein-like. Gene Ontology annotation, molecular function: DNA binding. NCBI's taxonomy places the organism in Eukaryota, Metazoa, Chordata, Ascidiacea, Stolidobranchia, Styelidae. Gene Ontology annotation, biological process: replication fork arrest; replication fork processing; DNA replication checkpoint signaling. Gene Ontology annotation, cellular component: nucleus; replication fork protection complex. The record is from RefSeq and is a predicted model, not a curated record.